Lotus japonicus is the source of this 816-nucleotide messenger RNA. RefSeq names its product FCS-Like Zinc finger 15-like. Lineage: Eukaryota; Viridiplantae; Streptophyta; Magnoliopsida; Fabales; Fabaceae. Bases 136 to 534 code for a protein of 132 amino acids. The transcript has 2 exons. The record is from RefSeq and is a predicted model, not a curated record.
CUUCGUACUACUGCUACCUAUUCUUCCCUUUCUUCCUUCUUCAUUUCCUAUUUAUGUUAUAACUUUUCUCAUUCACCACUACCAACUUAUAGAGUGAACAAUUAACAUUCAAGAAAUUAAACCAGAGAAUGAAACAUGGUUGGUCUCAGUGUAGUUCUGGAACCCCACAAUAACCACAACCACAAAGGUACCACUAGCACUAGCACUAGCAAAACCACCAACAUGUUUGGAAGCAGCAUCAACAAACCUUCACCUUCACCUUCACCUUCCCCUGUUUCUCCUCCUUCUUCUACAGUUUUCUUUGCUUCUUCCACAACAACAACCCACCAUACUACUCUGUUUCAGCCACCAACUUUUCUAGACCAAUGCUUUCUCUGCAGGAACAAGCUUUUACCUGGGAAAGACAUCUACAUGUACAAAGGGGAUAGAGCGUUCUGCAGCGUGGAUUGCAGGUGCGAGCAUAUUUUAACGGAUGAGGAAGAGAGUGUUCAGAAAGAGAAAGGUCGUCAUCAGCGGAAAGGAAAAAAUAACUAAGCAUUGAUGAUGAACGAUCGAGAUGUGUUACAAGAGAAGAAGAGAAAGUGAGAGACACAAGAAAUUAAAUCAAAAUGAGAGAGGCUUUUUUGUUUUUGUUCUAAUUCCCAGUUUUACCCAUGCUUUUGUUUUUUGUAAUGACAUCACAGCCCUUGCUCUUUUGCUUCCUAGUAUGAAGCCAAAUUGUCCUUUCAACUUUCCUUAUUUUUAUCUUCUCUACUGGGUCCAAGUUAUUAUGUAACUGUGAAUGAAGCCACUCUCUCUAUGGUGGUGGUUCUUGCA